Messenger RNA from Meyerozyma guilliermondii ATCC 6260, 606 nucleotides. RefSeq lists its product as uncharacterized. NCBI's taxonomy places the organism in Eukaryota, Fungi, Ascomycota, Pichiomycetes, Serinales, Debaryomycetaceae. The transcript has a single exon. The record is from RefSeq and is a predicted model, not a curated record. Bases 1 to 606 code for a protein of 201 amino acids. Gene Ontology annotation, cellular component: extracellular region.
AUGGUUGCGGAUUGGUUGCAAAAUGGGUGCAAAUAUUCAAAAUGUUUUGAAUCUGUUUCAGGUACAUUAUAUAUGUUUCCGGUACCAGCAAGCUUUGCGAUGCGAUUCUGUAUUUUUUUCUUUCUUUUUUGGGAAAUUUUUGCAAAUAUUGUAAAAAUCGAAAUCACUGAAAUUUCAGUGCAUAAAAACAGUUUUCCCAUUACUAUACUUGACAAACACAAUUAUUACCGUCGUCUUCAUUUCGCCCAGGAUUUGGUCUGGAACAAUAGCUUGUUCGAAUAUGCUUCGGAUUUUGUUUCACAAUAUGACUGCUCAGGAAUACUUGCUCACUCAGGUGGACCAUAUGGAGAAAAUAUAGCGAUUGGAUACAGCACAAUUGGAGCAGUUUCAGCAUGGUACAAUGAAGGAAAGGACUACAAAUACGGAAGUGAUAAAGUCUAUAAUCAUUUUACGGCGUUAAUUUGGAACACUACUUCACAAUUAGGCUGCGCUUUAAAAGAGUGCGGAGACGUUUGGGGCAAGUAUAUUGUAUGCAGCUAUUAUCCACCAGGCAAUGUGGUUGGUCAGUCACCAUACAAUGUGUUCCCACCUAGUCCACAACUGUAA